AUGUAUGGCAGGAACUGCCUUCCAGACGCGGGGAGCCUCCUGCGGAGGCCGGAUCGAUGCUCCAUCGGAUCGAUGCCGUGCGGCGUUAUGCAAAUCGCCUUCUUUGUAUCACGGGUCCUGCCUGCUGCGCUCCCAGCGCCCAGCGGGGUCCGAGAGCCUCGGAGAGGGACCCAGGCCAAGGGCAGCGGGCCCUGCAGCCUCCGCCCGCGAGGGGGCGCUGCCGCCUAUGGCCCUCCCUCCCUCUCCCCCUCCCUCUCCCUCCCUCUCCAUGGUCCUUUGCCCUCCGCCUUUGCCCUCGGCUUCCGGCGUUGCCAUGGGUGCGCAGCUUCCGCUUCCGCCUUCCUAGGUACGGGUUCUCCGGUGGAGGCGGCGAUGGCGGCGGCCUCGUCCUCCUCCUCCUCCUCCUCUUCCUCUUCUUCUUCUUCUUCCUCCUCCUCCUCUUCCUCCUGCUCCUCCUCGGCGGCCGCCGCGGGUUGCCGGGAGGGCCCGACAGUGGCGGCAGGGCCUGGCUGGAGCGACUCUCAGUUCCGCCGCUACUCCUUCGAGACGCGGCCCAUCCCGCGGCUCAGCCACAGCGACCCCCGCGCCGAGGAGCUCAUCGAGAACGAGGAGCCAGUGGUGCUGACAGAUACAAAUCUGGUUUAUCCUGCUCUGAAAUGGGACCUGGACUACCUCCAGGAAAACAUUGGCAAUGGGGACUUCUCAGUGUAUAGUGCCAGCACACACAAGUUUUUGUACUAUGAUGAGAAAAAAAUGGCCAAUUUUAAGAACUUCAAACCCAAGUCAAGUAGGGAAGAAAUGAAGUUUGCUGAGUUUGUGGACAGACUCAAAGAAAUACAGCAAAAAGGGAGUACUGAGAGGCUAUAUCUACAGCAAACAUUGAAUGACACAGUUGGAAGGAAGAUUGUAGUGGAUUUCCUUGGCUUCAACUGGAACUGGAUUAACAAGCAGCAAGGGAAACGUGGCUGGGGUCAACUGACUUCUAACUUGCUUCUUAUUGGCAUGGAAGGGAAUGUGACACCAGCUCAUUAUGACGAGCAACAGAACUUCUUUGCUCAGAUUAAGGGUUACAAGAGGUGUAUCCUGUUUCCUCCUGAUCAGUUUGAAUGCCUCUACCCUUAUCCUGUGCACCAUCCAUGUGACAGACAGAGCCAGGUGGACUUUGACAAUCCUGACUAUGAGAAGUUUCCAAACUUCCGGAAUGUGGUUGGCUAUGAGACGGUGGUGGGUCCUGGGGAUGUGCUGUACAUACCUAUGUACUGGUGGCACCACAUUGAGUCUCUCCUGAAUGGGGGGAUUACCAUCACUGUGAACUUCUGGUACAAGGGUGCUCCAACCCCAAAGAGAAUUGAGUAUCCCUUAAAGGCUCAUCAGAAAGUGGCAAUAAUGAGGAACAUUGAGAAGAUGCUGGGAGAAGCCUUAGGAAGUCCACAAGAGGUGGGUCCCUUGUUGAAUAUGAUGAUUAAGGGCCGGUAUGACUAAUGCCUGGUGCCCCUGGCUGAUGUUGGAGCUGCUUUGUUCACAAGCAAUGGAAGAUACUGAGCGCUAGUAUUGCACGCAGCACUUAACAGACUGAUGGGUUUCCUGGCCUAUCCUGGCCCCUCUACAAUAAAGGGGCUACUGGAACUGCAAAACCAUUAGUACCCUAUUCAUCCUCCACUCUCAUCUAACUGAACCUCCCAAGAAAGAGUCUGCACUUACUGGAAGCUGGAUUCAUGCUCACUAACUUGUUUAUUUUCUUCCCUCUGCCCUGUUUGCCACAACAAGGAGCAUGGCUUCUGGCACUUGGAUGUGUUACUUCAGGAUUUUCAGGCAUAUGAAGAAGAGCUUGGAGGAUAACCAGGAGCAAUAUUGUUUCCUCAGCCUCACGGGGUUUGGACCUCUUGGCUGGGUUUGUGUGUUGGUGGUGGCAGUGGAUAUAAGGUGGGAAAUGUUAGGUUUCACAGUCCUCUGUUGUUAGAGGACCUGUCCCUGCUCAACUCUGGCACCUUUUUGUAUUAAUGGAAGCAAACACAUGAGAUGGCCUGUGUGUGUUGAGCAACUGGACAAAUGAUUCAGUUCCUUCAACCUAAGACAUCUAUGCUUUAGAUGUAGUACAGGGUAGAGAUCAGAAUGAAUUUAUCUAGUGUGUGAGCACCAAAUCCUAUGCUGUCCAAAUAACAUCUUUCUUGUAUGAGUCUAGAUAAAUCUCCUUUCUGACAGCUUUUUCUGGGGAGUGUAGGCUUCUCUCCUGCUCUUUUGAAGCUGCAGUGUGGUUAAAAGGGGAUGAAGCAUUAUGAAGGGAGAUGCAUAAAUGCCAGGGCACUCUCCAAGUCUUGAAUGAUUAAGCCACAUUUUUAAAUUAAAUUUCCAAGGGAUACUGAGCUCAGCUGUCGAAACACAGUGUCAGAUAGGUAGAGAGCCUCACUUCUCCCCAGCAGGGUCCUGGCUGCUGAGACUAACGCAGGAAAGUGCCCUUUUUACUGAAACUGCAAGAACUCAAGUGUGUGUGGCUGCACACAGGUGCACAUGUUUGGGUGAUUUUGUGUGGCUCCUGUCCAUCAGUUAAAUCUAUGCCAGUGUGUGGUUCUCUUCCUUGUACAGUCAUGUGAAAGAGUUCAGGGCUUUUUGUUUAAAUGUGAUUAAGGUUAUCUUGAUCCUUUUUGUGUUCCGGGACUUGACAUGGCAGACUGGGAAGUGACAAGACCAGAGCACAGGAACCAGAUAAGCCUCUGUUUGAGUCCUCAGUAAUCACUCUGAAAAAUAACUUUGCUUUCCUCCUUCUCUUCUUCCAUGCAGAAGCCUUAGGCUCAUGUGGAAGCUGGCUUUUUCCCUGAGAUGUGCUGCACUGCUGUCCCUGGUUUGGGGGGUGGUGCAAAGGUCUUGUACUUUUGAUCUGGUUGUAAUGGGUUCCAAAAGCUAGAGGUGGGAGAAGCUGUUUCAUAGCCCAUGUAUCUCAUCCCAGAAAGAGUAGAAUUUGUUUUGUUGAGACUUCCCAGUGUUUCCCCUGUUGUGCUGGGCUUGUUCUGAUCUGGGCUCUGAUAAAAGUGUAACAUGCUAUUUGAGAAGUGCUCCAUCUUUGGUCUCAGGUCCCAUCUUUUGCUGGGACAGUUCAUGCACCACUUGCAGUAGGCUUGUCUUCCACAAAAGUGAAAGGCUUCUCAAACAGGAGGUCCUGAGGCAAGUUUUCAGGCUGCUUUACUGGUCAGAAUAAAUGAAGUUUAAUUGGCAGCUACAGGGUCCUUGUUCAAGAAACGUGUGUCAUGAGUAGUCUGACUGCCGUGUUGCAGGCUCUCCAGAGCUGUGGUUAGAUCCAGACGAAGAUCACUCUGCUGGAUGCUUAUCAAUGCUCAGCCUUUGGACAGCUGGGGAAGAACCUUCUGACUGGCAAAAAGCAAGGCCUUCCCAGGAAUCUUGGGCACAUGCCCUUUGUUGAAAGAUGGUCAAAUUAAAUCCCAUUUCUGUGCUAUUUAUUCAGCACAUGGUAGUCUUCAGUACUGCUUGUUAGACACCAUCAAUUCUUGAAGCUCAGGGUGGGAGUUCAUAUCCCAUGUGGAGAGAGAAUGGUACUUACAGAACUUCUAGGAUCCUUUUUUUUCUUUUAUUUGCCAAAGGUCUAACUUUUAAAGUGUCUGAACCGGUUUUGCUGCACUUGACUUUGUGAAAGCUCAUUUACAAUGCACUGAUGGACUGACUCCCUCCCCCUUCCCUUUUCACCUUGUGCUUUCAAUGCCCCUUGCCAUGGUAUUGGGAAGCUGUGUGUUCUCUGCUAGGGGUGUGUGUGCAGGGGGUGGGGUGUGACAAACACAUGGUACCUUCUGAAGUGUAGUGCUUAAAUACAACCAAUGUUGAACAACAGAA
Messenger RNA from Haemorhous mexicanus (house finch), 3840 nucleotides. RefSeq names its product hypoxia inducible factor 1 subunit alpha inhibitor (gene HIF1AN). The record is from RefSeq and is a predicted model, not a curated record. NCBI's taxonomy places the organism in Eukaryota, Metazoa, Chordata, Aves, Passeriformes, Fringillidae. Gene Ontology annotation, cellular component: cytoplasm; nucleus. Gene Ontology annotation, molecular function: [protein]-asparagine 3-dioxygenase activity; ankyrin repeat binding; peptidyl-histidine dioxygenase activity. Gene Ontology annotation, biological process: negative regulation of Notch signaling pathway; peptidyl-aspartic acid hydroxylation.